AUGGCAGAAACAGCUGAGGUUGCAAGAGCAUCCAGGAGCAUCAUGUCAGAGGCUCCUAGAUGGACGGACAGAGGGCUGGGGUGGGAGAAGGACUUCGUUUUCAAAGAGUUGGCAAGGAAGCUGGGAGACAGGCUGGAGACGCAGGCUAACGGGGGAGCAGGAGAGCACCGCCUCCCUGGAACACUGGGAGAGGGGGUUGAAGGCUGCAUGAGCCACAUUCCAAGUGGAAUGUCAGACAGGGCAAGCCCAACUGCAGACUUACCUGCCUGGGUGUGUACCACUCAUUCAUGGCCUUUGGUGCUUGGAAAGGAACGAUCUGGCAUCCCCAGAACCUUCCAGAGAAACUUGACUGUUGCUAAUCACCGUCAGGAUAUGUUGGAGCUGGAGGCUGAGCAUGACCAGGGCCUGCAGAGUAAACAAGAUGAGCAACAAACACAUCAUGUUCAAUGUGAGGAUCCUGAGGUGGCCACAUCUUUGCAGUUUUCAGAGGAGAACGUCCCUGAACUGAGUCAGGAGAACAUGUUUUUCCAGCUAAACCACUGGAAUACACAGAUGGGUCUACAAGCAAAAGAACUCGGAGCUGAUCACGUGGGCUGGAUGAAGAAAAUUAGCCAUAUUAUACAAAAAGUAAACCUAACAGAAAACACAAUGAAGAGCUUACUAAAUGAGGUGAUGUCCUUGGAGGGCCAAAUUGAAAAGCUGGAGUCACACCAGGACCUUGACCCUGACCAGGGGGUAAACAUCGAGGUUGAUGCUUGUAAUGAAGCUCAUGAAUUAAAGGAGAAACUCAUUGCAGAAAUAGAGAACUUUUGCAAGGACAUGACUGUGCUGAAUGCAAGGCUGGGGAUGCGCCAAAAGCAAGAAGAGAGCACAGACUCCCAGAAUUCUGAAGAAACGGGUUUGGAAGAAAUGGAGCCCCUGCAUCUUCAGGCUCCAGCCCCCACUUCAGUGCAGAGCUCUCCUCCUCCCAUUAAAAUAUGGAAACGUGCACUGAGGAUUUUCAUCAUAUUUUAUGUCCUCACCUUCACUGUACUUUCAUGUUACAUAUUAUUUUUUGAUGCUACAUUUAUCUUUGAAAGGGUGCUCCCCACAAUGCUUGGGCGGCGCAGAAUGUGGGAACUACGGGAGAUUAUUGCACCUUUCUUAAAUUUGGAAGUGGAAGACUUGUUACCUUCCUAA
This is a messenger RNA of Miniopterus natalensis, 1179 nucleotides long. The record is from RefSeq and is a predicted model, not a curated record. Lineage: Eukaryota; Metazoa; Chordata; Mammalia; Chiroptera; Miniopteridae.